This is a messenger RNA of Larimichthys crocea (large yellow croaker), 2118 nucleotides long. RefSeq names its product cerebellin 1 precursor (gene cbln1). Lineage: Eukaryota; Metazoa; Chordata; Actinopteri; Sciaenidae. The coding region runs from base 683 to 1258 and encodes 191 amino acids. The transcript has 3 exons. Gene Ontology annotation, molecular function: protein binding. Gene Ontology annotation, biological process: maintenance of synapse structure. The record is from RefSeq and is a predicted model, not a curated record. Gene Ontology annotation, cellular component: synaptic cleft; glutamatergic synapse.
AAAAAAAAGAGCAUCUUUCUCUCGCGCGCCGCGUCCCCUCCUCUCCUCUCGAGCCUUUUGUGUUUGAAACUCAUAUCUCACAUAUCAAUAAUUCAAGCGCGCGCAGACGGAGCUCUCUCCUCCUCCUCCUCCCCAACAGCAACAUCACCUCCUCCACCUCCACCUCCACCACAACCACAACCACAGCCACCUCCACCACACAGCACCAACACCAACACCAACACCACCCUCCGCGCGCUAUGAGUUCUGCUGCCUCGUCACUCGUGCAGGGCCCCUCCGCAACGCGCGCGACUCCCGCUCAUUGUGUUUGCAAGUGAAGAAGAAGUGAGAAAAGAAAAAGGAAAGAAACCUGGAGACCGGAGCGGAGAUACCGGGAGAGACACCGUGAAUUUUACCGGGGAGAGAGGAAAAAAAGAAAAGAGGAGUGAAGCCUAAAAAUAAACCGUCUGGUUUUUUACCCCUGAGAGACUCCGCGGCGGGAGAAAGUGUCGCUGAGGCGGGUUCGGUCCAAGAAGACGGAGCGGCACCGAGUUGUAAAAGAAUCCUUCUCUAAGGUUCGUCGGGGGAACACCGGGAAACUCUUUACUUUUUUUUCUAAAGGGGGAGCAGACCCACGGUUCAAGGUGUGAAGACGACCGAACAAGUUCACCUCCACCUCCACCCUCACCGCUCCGGUCCGGUUAUGUUGGCGUUUUGCCUGCUGAGUGCCGUGUGGCUCGCGGCGAGCCCGGCCCGCGCUCAGAACGAGACGGAACCAAUCGUCCUGGAGGGGAAGUGCCUAGUGGUGUGCGACUCCAACCCGACCUCGGACCCAACGGGCACCGCGCUCGGGAUAUCCGUACGCUCGGGCAGCGCCAAGGUGGCGUUCUCCGCAGUCCGGAACACCAACCAUGAGCCCUCCGAGAUGAGCAACCGGACCAUGGUGAUCUACUUCGACCGGGUUCUAGUAAACGUUGGGAAGAAUUUUGACGAGGAGAGGAGUAAUUUCAUCGCGCCGCGCAAAGGGAUUUACAGUUUUAACUUCCACGUAGUCAAAGUCUACAACCGCCAAACUAUACAGGUGAGCCUGAUGCACAACGGCUGGCCGGUGAUUUCGGCGUUUGCCGGUGACCAGGAUGUGACGCGCGAGGCGGCCAGUAAUGGUGUUCUGAUCCAGAUGGAGAAGGGGGACCGGGCCUACCUCAAACUGGAGAGAGGAAACCUAAUGGGAGGAUGGAAAUACUCCACCUUCUCCGGCUUCCUGGUGUUCCCGAUGUAGAGGAAGAGGAAGAGGAGGAGCAGGGGGUGGAAACGAAGGAGGAGAAGGAGCUGCUGAAGGAUGGAAAGCAUGAUGAUGAUGAUGAUGAUGAUGGGGAAAAGGCUGGCGGAGGAAGAAGAAGGGGGGAAAAAGAAAUGACAUGAAGAGGAAAAGAAGAAAAAGAAAGAAAAGGGGAUGUGACAACAGACUCUGUUUGGGACGCUGGAGAGGAAGAAGGGAAGAGGAAGGAUGGGAGAUGUUAGAGAGAUGUAAGAGCAUGACAGAACGAUUAUACGAGGGUAAAAUGAGAGAGGAAUUAUGAAGCUUCUUCACUUCCCUUCCUCCUUUCAUCCAUCCUUUCAUCCAUCCUUUCUUCCCUCUGUUUUCUCUGUGGCUUGACUGCAGCUUUGGACAGCCAAAACUUUUUUUAUUCUCUGCUGAAAGAUGCAAUUGAUCAUUUAUAUGUUUCAGAGUGUUCUAAAGCCCGAGUGUAAACCUCCCCCCUCCUCCCGUCCCACACCCCUGCUCCCACGCCACAUUCAUUCAUUCAAUCAUUAAUUCAUCGAUCUGUAUCAACAUAAGCUUUGAAGAAUGUUUCUUGAAGAACUGCUCCCCUCAUCUCCCAUUUACUGUCGACAUAUUUGUAGGGUCUCUAUUUUUUUUUUUUCUUGCAUUCAGUGCAUCAAUUUUGGAUCAGCAUCUACCCCCCUGACGCCAAACGAGAAUUUUUAUAGGGGAAAGACUAAACUCUGAUCACAAAUUCAGGUGCUUGUGACACAUUUACAUUCCCUGUAAAGCUGUGUUUUAUAGUUAUAUAUCAUAGUAAUUAUUGGCUUUAAAAAAAAACAACUUUGUUCUUGAAACGUCUGUCUCUCUCCCCU